Molecule: messenger RNA, 2714 nt
Organism: Erpetoichthys calabaricus (reedfish)
Lineage: Eukaryota; Metazoa; Chordata; Cladistia; Polypteriformes; Polypteridae
Exons: 2
Coding region: 396-1685 (429 amino acids)
Biological process (GO): intracellular signal transduction; phosphatidylinositol phosphate biosynthetic process
Cellular component (GO): phosphatidylinositol 3-kinase complex
Molecular function (GO): 1-phosphatidylinositol-3-kinase regulator activity
Source: RefSeq, a predicted model, not a curated record
GGCAGGCAGGCAGAGAGUGUCAGAGUGGAGUGGCGCAGCGGAGUUUUUUGGCAACGAGCUAACGGGUCUGCAUGGACGUGUCUGUAUCAGUGGCUUCUCCUGAUCCGAGCACACGGCAGGCUCAGUUAAUGCAACGGUGGAUUCUUUCAAGGAGACUUUGGCUGCAAAGGGCGAAAUCCACAUGGCUUUUCUUACAACUUUGAGUCAGGAUUGCUACAAUUUUCUACGCUGAAGUUUUUUUUUUUCUUUUCGCUUAUUUUUUUUAACAUUACCUGAUAACCGCAAGUUUCUGCCGGAUUACCUCCCAAUGCCGUGACUUGAUUGUGUGCAGCUGAGGAUGGAGUGUUCGGUAGCGGAGGGGGACGAGGAGCCCAACCUGUGUAGGGGUGUUUGAGAUGGUGUGGGGGGCAGCCCCGAAAGAUGAGAAGGCAGAGAGAGAAACCAAUAGCGACAACGCUUCUGGCGCAAGGCAGGUACAGCAGCGACAGAUCCUACCAGGCAACCAGCAUCCAGAGUUUCGACAGCCUGACACACCCCAUACAGUACAGUUUUUUAAUUCCAGGCUCUUGAAUCCUCCAACUGAAGCUCAGUCAUUUGAUUGGUCAGCUGUGCAGGAGUCUGCAUUAUCUGGACAUCCUCUGAAUAGUCUUAAUCUACAUUUAAACCCAAACUUAGACCAAGAACCAUUGCUAAGCAACCAUCAUCUUAACGGCCCUUCAGACUUGGGACACAGACCGUUUUUGGUUGAUCAAGUGAAACAACACAAUUUGAAUUUUCUUCCAGUGAGCCAAAGGCACCAUCAGAUCUCAAUAGAAAAAGCAGAGAAGCAGACGAUCCCAGACCACAAGCCAAUAAAAUGUUUCAGUCCCCUGCAAAUUCCUGUCCAUUGUUGCUGGCAGAGACAGUGUCCUCUCCAUGGUGAUUGUACACAAGUGGCUCCUGAUCAGGAAAGCCAUGACUCAACCCAAGCAGUAAUACAGUGUAGUUUAAAUCUUGGUGUAGACAAGCAAGCAGUAUGUUCUGACAACCAUCUUGGACCUCAACUGUCAAGUCCCCAGCAUUCACAGCCAAGCCUUGUGCGAUCUUCUUCACAGCUACCAUGGAACAACUUUAAUAGUUCACCUACAGAUCCAAACAUUGAAGCAGUAAACCCGUUAACCCACUAUCGCACAUUUCGUGGCACUGAGCGAGAAACCAUCGAGAAAGCAGUGCAAACUCUAUUGGCUGGAGACAUAUACUGGGGCCCACUGCUGGUUGAGGAUGCCCAUCGCCUUCUACUGAAUACCAGAGUGGGUGUAUUUUUGGUUCGGGACAGCAUGCAGGGAAACCAUCUAUUCAGCCUAAGCGUGCGUACCAGUACUGGACCACGCAGCCUUCGAAUUCCAUUCAAAGAAGGACGUUUCUGGUUGAAAGACCUGAGCGCGGACUGUGUAGCACACCUCCUUGAAAUGGCUGUGGAGCGCACACGGACGCAGCCCCUUAAAUGUGAUGAAGGGAUUCAUAUUGUGCUCUCUAGGCCUCUCAGAAAAAGCCCACUGCCCAAACUUCAGGAGCUGUGCCGUCAGGCAAUAAUGGAAAGUUUGAGAGGCGCAAAAACAGAGGGCAGCUGGGCAGAUUUGAUUGCACAACUUCCCCUGCAGCCCAUGCUCAUCAAGUACAUUCUGGAGUUUCCCUUCAGACUUUAAAGAGUCCUCGUCAAGCAGUGGAUUCAGUGAUCUUUCUGCCUUUUUCAUUAUGCUGCCUAUGCUCUGGUGCCUUUUGAGCUUAAAGUGGACAUUUUGAUCUUCUGCAGCACAGCUUUUACAUAAUAAUGUGUAGCGUAGUCAAAAUCUGCCUCAAAAGCAGAAGGCUUCCUUUCAGUUUUGGGUUUUAUUUUGUUCAAACCUUUUCUUCUGUUGUGCCUGCAAAAUGUAGUAAAGUUUGAUUCUUUCACUGUAUAUCGUGAGCGUGCAGGGAUAUCACACAAUAAGAGCUGAACUAGUGUGGAUAUCUCCAUAUGAAAUUGGUUUUGUAAAGUAAUAAAGGGGAUCACCAAGAGAAAAUGAACAAGAAGCAUUUGCCUAAGACUUAGUGAGGUCUUUGCCUUUAUUGCAUUGCUACUGAUCUUUGUAAACAAUGCAGGUUUUCUGUACAUGCAAAAAUGUAGAUGUCAUUGGAAAGUUUAGUGUAAGAGGAACAGUGACAAAGACUAUGUUGGAGGGGCACACGGAGUGCUUUUGUUUUUCUGUAUUAAAUUGGCAAUUCAAGUAAUAUACUUACUCAUUAGUCAUGUCUACUGUGUAGCACCAUGACAAGAAGUGUUUCACUUUUUCUCUUCUCCUCUCCCUCUCUCUUUGAAUCUUUCACACAUCCUUGCAAAUGACAGACUGGGCUUUAACAGUGGAAUCUACAUUCAUGACUCAGGUUGUUCCACUCCUUAAUUUCUCAUUUCCACAGGCUAAUUGCUUUCUCCCCAUCAAAUGGGUUGGACAGAUCAGAGUGCCUAUAAAGCUUUGGUUUGUUAACUUGCCUGUUGCCAACAGUAGCUUCGACUGAUGCAAUGCACAAAAAUAACAUCAUUCUGUUGUACCAUUUUGCAGUGUGUGCUAAUAUUUUAUAUAUAUAUAUUUUUAUGGACAAUUUCAGCCUUUGUAAGCUAUACACCAGUAGAAAGCUAGUGCUAAUUUUGGUGGUUCGCAGUGAGAUGCGUUGAGAACAUUUCUAGCUUUUCCCAU